Molecule: messenger RNA, 1578 nt
Organism: Clonostachys byssicola
Lineage: Eukaryota; Fungi; Ascomycota; Sordariomycetes; Hypocreales; Bionectriaceae
Source: the annotation of a GenBank genome assembly
AUGAAGGGCCUCAUCUUCAUUGGCGCUAUGGCCAUUGGCCUGGCAUCUGGCCAUGAAUAUCCGGACUGUGAGCACGACAACUGCUACAGGAAUCUCAUUGACACACGUUUCAAUGGUGAAAAGUUCUGCUUCGAGUUUCUUUCGGGCACUACUACUGCCCCUUCUGCUAUCCCCACGGAUUUCAAUAAUUGCCAGGGCGAUGUGACCAGGGUUUCCUCUGCUUGUUCUUGCAUCACUUACACGGCCACACACACAAGCGAGCCUCCCACAUCUACCCCUUCUACUGAGACCGUCCCAAGCACUGAAUCAACUACUCCAACAUAUACCAAACCAACUCACACCAAACCUACACACACCAAACCAACUCACACUAAGCCUACGGAGACUGAGACUUCAUGUACGGAGACGGAGACCACUCCCACCUACACCAAACCAACCCAUACAAAGCCAACCCACACCAAACCCACUGAGACUGAAACUACUCCCACCUACACCAAGCCGACACACACUAAACCAACUCACACCAAGCCAACGGAGACUUCGACUACAUGCACAGAGACUGAGACUACUCCCACCUAUACAAAGCCAACUCACACUAAGCCAACACAUACCAAGCCUACACACACCAAGCCAACGGAGACUUCGACCACAUGUACAGAGACUGAAACCACUCCUUCUCACACUCACACCAAGCCAACCCAUACCAAGCCUACACAUACCAAGCCUACAGAGACUACUACUCCCUCACCCACCAAACCCACACACACUAAGCCAACCCACACAAAGCCUACACACACCAAGCCAACGGAGACUUCGACUACGUGUACAGAGACUGAAACCACUCCUUCUCAUUCUCACACCAAACCAACUCAUACCAAGCCUACACAUACCAAGCCUACACACACCAAGCCAACGGAGACUGAGACUACAUGUACGGAGACUCAACCAACGGAGACUACUACUCCCUCUCACACCAAACCCACCCACACCAAACCUACUCACACCAAACCAACGGAGACCAAGCCUACGGAGACCCAACCCACAGAGACCAAGCCUACAGAGACUCAACCCACAGAGACCAAGCCCUCGCACACCAAGCCCACACAUACCAAGCCAUCUCACCCACCUCCUCCUCCUACUACCACAGAGUGGACAACCUCAACUAUCUAUACAACGACUUGUAUCACCGUCACCACCUGCCCUCCAGAGGUACCAAACUGCCCUGGCACCACCACUACCAUCACUACCACAAUUCCUGUAACCACGACAGUGUGCCCUGUCACUAGCCAGCCUGCGACCACCGUUGUGGAGAGCUCCCACAAGCCUCCUGUUCCAUCCUCUGCCCCGCCUGUUAUCGGGAGCUCAACCUUUGUGACGAUUCCAGUCACCAAGUCAGAGAAGCACGAGGCACCAGCUCCUUCAAGCUCGGCACAGCCAACACAGCCCUCGCAGCCGGCCCAGACAACGCAGCCGCCGGCUCACACAACACAGCCUGCACCCGUACCGGCUGGGGCUGGUCAAGUUAGCGCCGCGGUCCAGAUUGCCUUCAUUGCUGCUGGUCUGGUGGCUCUCAUGUAA